AUGAAGUACGCUGCUGUUCUUACGGCUGUUGCCGCUCUCGCCACCAAGGCUGCUGCUGUCGGUGUCCAGGGAACCCCCGAAGGAUUUGCUUCUUCUGCCACUGGUGGUGGAGAUGCUACUCCUGUCUACCCCACCACUACCGAUGAGCUGGUCUCAUACCUUGGUGAUGACGAGGCCCGUGUCAUUGUUCUGACCCAGACCUUUGACUUCACCGACACUGAGGGUACCACUACUGCAACUGGUUGCGCUCCUUGGGGUACUGCCUCUGAUUGCCAGGUUGCUAUCAACCAGGAUGACUGGUGCACCAACUAUGAGCCUGAUGCUCCUAGCACUUCCGUGACCUACGACAAUGCUGGCUUGCUCGGUAUUACCGUCACUUCCAACAAGUCUUUGAUCGGUGAAGGCUCUACCGGUAUUAUCAAGGGCCGUGGUAUUCGCAUGGUCAGUGGUGCUGAGAACAUCAUCGUUCAAAACAUCGCUAUCACCGACAUUAACCCCAAGUACGUCUGGGGUGGUGAUGCCAUCACUCUCGACGAAGCUGAUCUUGUCUGGAUCGACCACGUCACUACCGCUCGUAUCGGUCGUCAGCACUACGUUCUGGGUACUGAGGCCGACAACCGCGUCUCAAUCACUAACAACUACAUCGAUGGUGAAUCCGACUACUCCGCCACUUGCGACGGUCACCACUACUGGAACGUCUACCUUGACGGCUCCAGCGACAAGGUUACAUUCAAGGGUAACUACCUUUACAAGACCAGUGGUCGUGCCCCCAAGGUCCAGGACAACACCUACCUGCACAUUGUCAACAACUAUUGGGAUGACAACUCCGGCCACGCUUUCGAGAUCGGUGAGGGUGGUUACGUCCUCGCUGAGGGUAACUACUUCAGCGAUGUUGACACCGUCCUUGAGACUGAUACCUUUGAGGGUGCUCUCUUCUCUUCCAGCAGCUCCUCUAGCACUUGCGAGUCUUACAUUGGUCGUGCUUGUGUUGCUAACGUCAAUGAGGGUGAUCUCUCUGGCUCCUCUACCACGGCUCUUGAGGCUUUCAACGGAGAUACUCUUGCUACCGCUUCCACUGCUAGCACUGACCCUGCUACCAGCGCUGGUCAGGGUAACCUGUAA
This is a messenger RNA of Penicillium malachiteum, 1122 nucleotides long. RefSeq names its product polysaccharide lyase family 1 protein. Gene Ontology annotation, molecular function: pectate lyase activity. The transcript is spliced from 5 exons. The record is from RefSeq and is a predicted model, not a curated record. Lineage: Eukaryota; Fungi; Ascomycota; Eurotiomycetes; Eurotiales; Aspergillaceae. The coding region runs from base 1 to 1122 and encodes 373 amino acids.